UGGACGAGAUGCUAUGACCGUGACCCGCUAACACAUAUGAGCUCUGCCUCAUGAUCAUAAGCCAGCUUCGCGGCACGAAGACUCGGGGAAGCAGUGUUGUCCCAAUCCCGAUCGUAAGAUACAGGGACACAGAUGCUGCUCAUACGGGUAUCUUACUUUGUAUAAGUAUCCGAGUCAUAUCACCAGAGCGUACUUCGUAUGGACUUAUCGAAAGACUCGCAACUUACCGCUGGCAUUUCACUCUGAUACCGUAAAUUACACCACAUUCGACCCCACAUCUUCCACACCCGUUCGCGUCGACCGUGUCUCAGGCUCCGAGUCAGUCAGCACUGAGCACUCACUCACACACCACCGCACUCAACAUCAGCAUCAGCAUCACCACAGAGAAAGAUGGACCCGCCACCACGUCCGCAGAGCUCCCUUCUCACCUCACCACCCGAGCUCACUCCCCUCGAGCAAGAGGUCCUUGACGAGUAUGAGCGGCUAGCAGAGAACAUGAAAAAGCUCGCCGGUCUCCUUGACAACCUUGCCAGCGCACCAGCAACCGAGAUCCUUGACGGCCUCAGGGAGCUCGAGCGCAAGACCAGCCUGGUGUUCACGCUCCUCAAGGCCAGCGUGUACAGUAUCGUGCUGCAGCAGGAGAUUGGCUGGGAUGGUGCGGCGCAGCAGGGGUGAAGAACAUGGUCAAGUGAGGGACUUGUUCUUUAAGAAGGGGAUGAUUGAGGGCCUGGCAGGGGAAUCGCAUAUAAAAGGCUGCGGGUACACGUGUAUGUCGGGGUUGGAUUCAGCCAGGUGCUGACGGAUAUGCACAUGUGUGGUUACGGUUUGGAGCCAGGGGCGGAAGCAAGGGGGAUGCAUC
Messenger RNA from Chaetomium strumarium, 859 nucleotides. Its product is annotated as DASH complex subunit Dad3-domain-containing protein. Gene Ontology annotation, biological process: attachment of spindle microtubules to kinetochore. Gene Ontology annotation, cellular component: mitotic spindle; DASH complex. The transcript has 2 exons. The coding region runs from base 391 to 675 and encodes 94 amino acids. The record is from RefSeq and is a predicted model, not a curated record. Lineage: Eukaryota; Fungi; Ascomycota; Sordariomycetes; Sordariales; Chaetomiaceae. Gene Ontology annotation, molecular function: microtubule plus-end binding.